Molecule: messenger RNA, 4347 nt
Organism: Paramecium tetraurelia
Lineage: Eukaryota; Ciliophora; Oligohymenophorea; Peniculida; Parameciidae
Exons: 4
Source: RefSeq, a predicted model, not a curated record
AUGUAAUAAAUAAUCAUCAGAAAUAAAAUUGACCCAACUUUAUUUAAUCUGGUAUUUGCAAAAAUCCUUUUGUUAAUUUCUGCCUUAUAAGAAAUAUAAUUAGUCACAUCGACAGAAAUUCAAAAUAAGGCUUCUAUGUAAAUAUAAGGUUCAUUAUUGUCUUUUUUAUAAAAGUUUUCAAUAAAUCUAAUUUAAUAUAAUGGAGACGAACUAUUGUUAUUUUUAUUGCUCUCAACAGAAGUUAUAUACUGUAUAGUGGUGCUAAUUGUUUAUUUUGAUAGAAAGGAGAAAUUUAUUCUAGUAGGAUAGUUUUACAAAUAUUUUCAAAAUAUUUUUCACUUAAUAAUAUUUCUGCCCACAUUAAAUAUUUCGUUUAAUUUUGCAAUAUCUUUAAAUUAUAUCGAAUUGUCAAUAAUUGGAAUAAUAUUAGGUCUAUUUUUAGAAUUAAUCUAUUGUUUUUGUAAUAUUAAAAACAGUUUAAUUGAAAUUGAAGGUUGUUACUCAUCAAGGUUGGCUAAUUUAUUUUAUCUAUUAAUGCAGUUUAUAAUUUGUUUUGUAGUUCAAAGUAAUUAUUAAUAUUAAGUGGCUCCAACUCUAUUGUUUUUUUCAAGAAUUAUUAUGAUUAUGCAAAAGAUUAAUUGUUAUCAAUAUAAUAGUUGGUACUAUAUUCAAAUUACCAAUUUCGUCAUAUCAUAUAUAUUAGUUCUUUUAACACAACAAUAUUGGUAUGAUUUAGCAUUGAUUUAUCUUUUAUUUAUCACAAUAUAAAUUUCAAUAAGGUAAAAGAAGUUGGGAGAUGAAUUAUUUUCGAAAAACAAAGAAAUAAACUUAUUCAAAUAUAUUAUUUUUAGAAAUCCAGAGAUGAUGAACAACUUUAAAUCAUUUUCUCAUUUUUUCACAGAAACUUAAGAAUAAAAUAUCAUACAAUACCAAAAAAAUGUAUUAUAGAAUGGAGAAAUUCAUGAUAGAUUAACAGUCUUACAACAUGUUUUCAAAUAUAAGAAAAUUCAACUAUACUUAAAUUUAAUUAAUAUUGACAAAACAAAUUUGAGCUACUUACAGUAGUUAACAUUAGAAGCCAACUUAUUAAAUGUGAUUUAAUCCUGUGAGAAAUUAAUUACAUCUCCUCUCAAUGUUAAUUUAUACAUCAAAACACUAGUUUUAGAGCAAUAAAACUUUUAGCUUUUAAUAAAUUUCAUAGAUUUAAAAUGCAAAUUUUAUAUCCUAUUGACAAAAGAGUAGGCUUUGGAUUAAUAUCUUACAACAUUUAGAAUUUAACUUGAUAAGAUCUUGAAUACACUUGAGAAAUACAAGAAUAUAUUUGAAAAAUAAUAUGAUUUGCAAACAGGAAGAUUAUAGGAAUUUAAAAAUUCAGAUUAGAUUUCAAUAAAUAUAGUAUCCUCAUUUUUGUUCAUAUUUUACAGUAAUUAUUUUAAAGUUAAAGAACUUUAGAAGAAAUAAAAUGACUUGCUUGCUUAUGAUAAGAUAAUGAAUUCGAAAUUUCAGAAGAAUGAAGUAUUUUUAUUGUCCUCAAGCUUUAUAAAAGAUUAAAACAACAUAGUCAAUAAAAAUAAUAAAAGGUUACUCCAAAUGAUAGGUGAGCAAUUAGAACCAAAGCAACUCAUUGAAUUGUUACCUUAAUUUCAGAAGACAGUGUAUAAUAGUUUUAUCAGUUAAUAUUUAUAUUAAGGAUUGGUUAUUGAUUAGCCUUUGACUCUAUUCUUAUACAAAAAUGAAUACUUGAUAGAAUGCAAUUUGUACAUUCAUGUGACAAUUAGUUAAGAUGAUAUAAUCUUGUAAAAUUUAUUGGUGCUAAGAAAUUAACCUAACCAUUUUGCAAUAUUUGAUUCUGAAGGGAAAAUAUUGGGCAUAUCUUAAUAGAUUUAUGAAUUUUUAGUUUAAAAAUCUGAUAAUGCUUUUACGAAAAAGUUAGCAGUUUCAGAGUUCAUUCAAUAAGGGAUGAUUUAAUAUUAUCUUCCAGAAAUCUAUUCUCACAUAUAGGAAUUGACUACCUAAUAUUCUUCAGGAACCUCAUAAUAGGAAAUAAACAUUUCAUCAAGAUGGUAAUUUCCUGUGAAUCAUAAAAAAUGCCUUGAAUAGACUUAGGCAUUAGGACUUGUUAAUGAUGAAGGAACUGUGUCCUCAUAGUUUAAAAAAAUCUUUUAUUCUUCUUCCACAAAAAGAUUGAUUUCUUCAAAAUAACAUAAAUUAACGGAGGAAAUACCAAUUAUUAAAAAUGUGAGAAUUAAGAUUAUGUAAAAACAAAUCAUGAACUAAAUACAAGCACUAGUAGUCCCACCAUCAAGAAUGAAAAGCAUAGAUUUUGAAGGGUCUUUGGAAUUUGUAUAAUAAAAGUUUAUAGAGUCAGAGACAAAUUAUUUUGUAUUGAGAUUCAAAUAAAUAGAAGAAUUUUAACAAGAAAAAAUAGCUUAAAUUCCAUAAAUGGAGAACAUUUAAAAUUAAUCCUUAAUUAUUGAUGAUUAGCAAUUCGAAGGACUGCAAUCCGAUUACGAAUUUAUCUCAAAUUUAAUAAAAAGUAAGAAAUUAUAUACUCCCUUAAAAUACAACAUUUUUAUCCUCUCAUUAAUGAUUCUAGUAACUACAAUUGCUUUAGUUGUGAGUUAUCAGUUGAACUAUAACAAUAUGAUAAAUUAUUAAUAAGAUGUCAAUUUUUUGAAUACUCCAUAGGCUUUGACAUUCAGCAUAGGAGCUUCAUUCAUGUUGAUGUGGAAUCAGUAUUGCAUUGAUAAUAAACUCUAUAUCAUUAGUCCAUAUUUAGAAUACAAAAGAGAAAGCCAAUUGGCUUAUGUCUUUGAUUUUUGGGGCAGUGUUCAUGAAGAAUAUUCAAUGAAUCUAAGUAGGAAGAGUGUCAAGUUGGGUUUUGAUGAGAUAGACUUAAUUAGUUACUAUAAUGGUUUGAAGAUUGAGACUCUUCUAGAUUACUAUGAAUUUUAUGCCAUCAUCAGGGAAGCUUUGGUUCGACAGUUCAAAAAGAUAGACUUUAAGAAUAUCUCCACUUUUGACCCGGACAUUCUAAAAACAAAUGGGUUGGUUCGUUAGAAUAUGUUAAAGAUCUAUAAAUUUCACAAUUUUAUUUUAGAUGAUGUGAUAUAAAUAACUGAGGAAUCAUUUUCAUAAUUUGAAAACAGUACAUUUAUAUUCUGUGUAUACUCUUCAUUAGUGAUCCUAUUUCUGUUGAUAAUAUUCUUUAUUGUGAAUUUUCGAUUGUUGAGGACAGAAACCAAAUUAAUUCGCCUAUUACAAUAUUUAAAUAUAAAGAUAAUAUAGGAGCAAUUGGAGAUUUUGCAUUUUUAGAAGGAAUAAUUGUCAAGGCUAUUACUGAUUUAAAGUUAGACAAAGGAUGAACCUAAUACUCAAAAAUAGAGCGAGAAAGCAAUUGGGAAUUAACCCAAGUAUAAUCCAUUAAGCAAAUUGGAAAAUUAUAAUGAAAAGUAUACUUUGUUGAUUAUUCUCUCUUUGGUGGUUGGGAUUGAACUUAUUUUAUUUAUAUUCGGCUCUUAAUUAGUUUCUAAAUUAUAUAAUAGCCAAUACUAAAGUAGUUUAAUCCUCACUAUGAAGUAUCUGAAAUUGAAGUCAAGACUUGAUUCUGCUGUAAUAGUAGGGGAAGUCAUGAAGACCGAAUAUCUAAUUUAAAACAAUACUGCAAUCGAAUACAUUAACUAAACUGAUCAUAUUGAAUUCUUUUUCGAUAACAUUGGUGUGUUACUUAAGCUUUCAGAUGAAAUCAAUAAUGAAUUAGUCACGGCAACAUCAUAUAACUCAACAUUUCAAAAACAAUUGAUCGAUAUCUUUAAUGAUGAUCUCUGCACUUACUAUUCAGGCAUAUUGAGUUUUUGCAAUGUAGGGAGUAUUAAAUAGGAAUACUAUGAGAGUGAGAAUUAUCUCACUUUGAUAGAUAAGGGCAUUUAUGGGAUGAUUCAAGACUUAAAUAAGUUAUCCAUAUAGGAAUUUAACUUUGAGCAAGUGAACUAGCAUUAUGAUUAUGAUUAGCGUCGUUUGGAUUCUUUCAUAAAAUUACCCAUUCAUAACUACUUAUUCUUACAAUACUUCAUUGAAUUGCAAACUUGCAUCUUUUAUUGUUUCUUAGAUAUUUUUACUGAAACUCAGAUAUUAAGCAAUAAAUUGUCGAAUUAAAUCUUAACCUAUCUGAUCACUUCAUCAGUGGCAUUUCUCCUUUUUACUUCCUUUGUGUCAGGUUGUUGGAUCAACAAACAGUAUAAAAGAUUAAACCAGUUGAAGUUGAUUGCUACUUUGUUUCCGCCUGCCUUAAUUCAUUAGAAGGGAUUCAAUAAAUUGUUGUACUCCUAAUUAAUACAAAUCAAAUGA